Messenger RNA from Orycteropus afer afer, 744 nucleotides. It is a transcript of the gene CLEC7A, whose product is annotated as C-type lectin domain containing 7A. Gene Ontology annotation, molecular function: (1->3)-beta-D-glucan binding; pattern recognition receptor activity. Gene Ontology annotation, cellular component: cell surface. The record is from RefSeq and is a predicted model, not a curated record. NCBI's taxonomy places the organism in Eukaryota, Metazoa, Chordata, Mammalia, Tubulidentata, Orycteropodidae. Gene Ontology annotation, biological process: detection of molecule of fungal origin; positive regulation of cell population proliferation; detection of fungus.
AUGGAAUAUCAUUCUAAUUUACAAAUUUUGGAUGAGGAUGGAUAUGCUCAAUUAGACUUCAGCUCUCGAGGUCUCUCCAGGAGACCUAUCAUCUCAGAGAAAGGAGCUUGUAUUACAUCUCCUCGUUGGUGUCUCAUUGCUGUGACCCUGGGGGUCUUAUUCUUGAUAACACUGGUGAUAGCUGUGGUUCUGGGCACCAUGGCUAUUUGGAGACCCAAUUCAGGGAGCAACCCAUCGAAGAACAACAACUUUCCAUCACGAAGUAAACAGAACCAUAGCCGACCCACACAAUCAACUUUAGAAGACAGUGUGGCUCCUACCAAGGCUCUCACAACCAGAGGAGUUUUUUCCAACACUUGUGCCCCUAACUGGAUUACACAUGAGAAGAGCUGUUAUCUAUUAAGAACUGUACUAGAUUCCUGGAAUAGAAGUAAAGAACACUGCUCUCAACUGGGCUCUCAUCUCCUGAAGAUAGACAGCUCAAAAGAAUUGGAAUUUAUAAAAAGGCAAGUGUCUUACCAACCUAAUAAUUCAUUUUGGAUAGGGCUUUCUCGCCCUCAGACUGAGAAACCAUGGCUCUGGGAAGAUGGCUCAGAAUUCUCUUCUGAUUUGUUUCAAAUAAGAAGCACAGCUACUCAGGGAAACUUAUUUCACAAUUGUGUAUGGAUUCAUGCGUCCAUCAUUUAUGAUCAACUCUGUGGUGUUUAUUCAUACAGUAUCUGUGAGAAGAUGCUUUCAAAAUAA